Schistosoma curassoni is the source of this 4841-nucleotide messenger RNA. NCBI's taxonomy places the organism in Eukaryota, Metazoa, Platyhelminthes, Trematoda, Strigeidida, Schistosomatidae. The record is from the annotation of a GenBank genome assembly.
GAAUGUUCGUAGACGUAGGGCCACUGUGAACUUGUCACGUUCCCUUGGCUGUCAUAGAUCCACUUAUAACAGAAGGUGGAAUAAAAUGAGAGCUGCUUUCAUGAAAAAAUAUGACUUUCUUUCGUUCAGUGAGUUUGCUAAUGAAAGCACCUUAAAAGGUAACUGCGUUCAACAAUGUUGUUUAUUAAAUUGAUAGAAGUAAAGAGAGAAAUCACUUGUAAUGACAGUACUUCAACUAUUACACCAUCGAAUAGCAACAUCAAUCAAGGACUUUCAGAUAAUAGUGGUAUGUAUACUAAAUUCAUACGUGAAUAUAUAUCUUAUAGGAUGUCCUGAAGUGAACCUGUGCUCUCCAAAGUUCGUGAAUCGCAAAGAAAUGAUGAACGACUUGAUGAUGUAUCUGAUGUCAAAUACAUCUCUGAGCAUAAGGGAUGCUGAUCGGGUUCUGUAUGGUCUAAGAUUUUUUAUCCCUGACAUUCCGAAAAGCAUCAGAGGUGUCCUAAAGACGUGUCCAAGUGUUCAACCAAAGUUUAUCGGCAGUGGGGUUUACUACCAUCUAGGAUUGAAAACCAAUCUGCUAAGAUACGUUGAACUUUGGUUGUGUACUAGUGAUUUUGAAUUUUUAAAUUUAUAUAUCAGUGUGGAUGGACUUUCUAUGUCUAGAAGCUCCAAUCAACAGUUAUGGCCUAUACUAGGACGGAUCGUUGCCCCUAGGCUUAGUGACGUGUUCAUAAUAGGGAUCUACGGAGGGAAUAGUAAGCCGGCAGAAUUCAACGAGUUUUCUGCGGACACAAUUUCUGAAAUAAAAGAAAUGACUGACGUGGGUCUUUUUAGUGUAAAGUUUAAUAAAUGUAUAGCUAUUAGGUUGGCGGCUGUUAUAUGUGACGCACCUGCUCGUUCUUCUGUUAGGUACACGGUAAAUCACAACGGUAAGGCAGGUUGCGAUAGGUGUACUGUACUUGGGAGACGGCUGGAGGGGAAAACGACCUUUCCAAAUGGAGUACAUACCUUAAGAACAGACGACACCUUCCGUCGUCAGUCUCAAUCAAUUCACCAUCAAGGACAUUCUAUUAUGGAAACGCUUUCGAUUGAUAUGAUUUUAACUUUUCCUCUAGAUCCUAUGCACAUGGUGUACCUCGGUGUUACCAAAAAACUAGCUAAUUUAUGGAUAGAUUUAGCACGCCGAAGACUGCGCGACUUUAACUCAUGUGCAAUUAGGGACAUAAAUAAUUUAAUAACGGGUUGUGUGGCAAGUACUCCUUCUGACUUUCCCCGUAAAUGCCGUACACUAGACUUUGUAUCGGCAUGGAAAGCUUCUGAAUGUAGGUUGUUUCUUCUGUAUUUAGGCCCGGUGAUUCUUGAAAAAACAUUGCCACAACCUUUUUAUCUUAAUUUCCGGCGUUUAGCGUUAUCCAUUUAUCUGCUUGCACAUCCGAAAUUACAUAAAAAUGUUGUAGAAACCGUCAAAUUAGAUUUACUAAACUUCCUAAAUGAAUACGCAUGGUGUUAUGGGUGUGAAAACUUAGUUUACAAUGUGCAUUCGUUACAGCACCUCCCUGACGACGUUCGUGCACAUGGACCUUUAGAUAGUUUUUCAGCCUUUCCAUUCGAGUCUUAUAUGAGACAAAUUAAGAAUUCCGUGCGUGGUGGGUUUGCAGUAGCUAAGCAAGCAGCACAGCGUUAUGCUGAGAGAAUGUCCUUCAGGGAUAGGCUUCAAAUUAGUGGUUUAACAAAUACUACCAUAAUAGGCGCUAAUGAUGUCUCCAUUAAACAAGUAAUUAUGUUUAACAACAGCAGAAUAAGUUCAUAUAAACCGGAUAAUGUAGUAGUAGUUAACGGCCAGCCCGGUUUAGUUACUGACAUAAAGGAGGAUGGACUACUAAAAUUUAGGACUUUCAUUGACCCACGCAAUUACUUUGAAGAUCCUUUCCCAUCUAGUGAUAUUGGAAUCUUUAUGUGCUCCGUAGUUAGCCAUGAAUACACAUGGGUUUCAAUUAAGAACAUUGAUUGUAAAUGUAUAGCCAUCAAUUGUACCAAUUACAUAGUUGUAAUCCCAUUGUUGCAUACUUUAUUGUAAAUGCAUUUCGUUUCAUUAGUGUUUAAUUAAUGAUGAUAAACCAUUUACUUACGUCUUAUGUUCUUUUCAGCCCACUAACAAGAAAUACGUUAUUGUUGACGCCCUAAAAAAAAACAACUUAUGAUAGCAUCAAAAAAUGGAUAGUUGGCAAUGACCUUUGCGCUUUUCCGAAUGAGAUGGUCGAUAUACACCUUCAGAAGUGCGACCAACCUAAUGACAAUUGGUCACUUAUGAAGUGUAAAGUUAUUCAUGAAUUAGGUAAGCUACAAUCAUGGAAACUAUAAUUCACUAUAGAAUCUCUGCAGUCUGCAAAAGAUCUGUUAGCUUCCCUGCAAAUACUGCAAUCUCACCUUGAAAACACUUCAACGGAUGAAAACACUCUGCCACAUAACACUGAGAAGCCCAAGAGGUCUGUACAAUAGUCUUACUAACAUUUCCUAGAGGUGUAAUGAAACGUAAAGAAGAUUUUCUUUACAAUUCAGUAGACAUGGAUGUGGCUGAGAUGCAGGCUGGGAAUAUCCGCGUGCAAUAUCCCAAAUUUCGUGUUUUCGACAAUGUGAUAUCUCCAAUCGCCAAGUACGUUUAAUUACUAUUUAGAUAUUCACUAUUUAGUUCAACACAAUUAGAGACAUCACCAUCGACAUCGGAAUGUAAGCAUGUUGGUGGCGCUGUAUUGGACCAGUAAGUGAACUGCAUCAUCUAGUGACCUUUUUCACCUGUGAUAGGUUGUAUACUGUGGUGCUGAAGAUGUCGUCAGCUAUCAAUGACUUGACUAAAACGAUUAACAACAUGUCGUCCGCCAUUACGAACUUGAAUGUUAAUGUAAACCAAUUGCUUUCAAAGUCUAAUGAGCGCGAAAGACCGCAUGAAUUCGAUUGCGGACUGUCAAGUCAGCAGUUCCCUUUGUCAUCUGAAGAGGAACUACAGAUGCUAGAUACUGGUUUGUCGCAGAAAGAAACCAGGGACAGAUUUAUGGCAAUGGUCACUAGGUUAUCAGGUGACGAUCCAAAAACGUCCAUGCGUUUUAUUCUGUCGCAUCUGCUGACACCGGAGGUUGCCAGUAAAUUCACGUUACUUGGCACCUCUUCUAAACGAGCACUACAUAAAUGCACGUUUUACAGCUGCAUACGAAGUGCCUUAACUCAUCGUUUUUUGUCAUCCUCUGUAAAUGAGAAAGACCUUGGUAAGCUAUACGACAUAGCGACACAAGGUUACUUUCACGACCUCCGAGACAAGAUGAUAAAACGAAAUAGAAGAAAAGAAAAUCAGGUAGGUACUAAUUUAAAGUGAUAACCUCCCUACGGCUCUAUAGUUACAGUCAACAAUACUGACGAACAUAACCGUAAGUUCACCUUCAAGUAUUUGGUUGUGCAAAAGCAUGUCAUUGAGAUAUGGUUGUGACUUUUUUUUGUUGUUUUUUUUUAAAAUCAGAAUUCACAGGACGACUACCUCAAUUGUGAUUAGUCCGUGCAAUUGCUUUGAUGUUGUACCUCGAUUUCAAUAAACAUUAUUCUUUCAAACAGCUUACUCUUUUACCUACAUGGGAAACUGUUGAAGUGUUGAGAAUGUGUGUUUGAGUUUCAGUGAACUAUUGAUUAAAUGCACAUUUCUUAUGAAUACAUUAUAACCUGUUCGUUCUUUUUCAGAUAAUUUCAAAUAACAAUGUAUUAGCAAUUGCAUUGGAUAUGCAUAACAAUCGAUGCUUCAGCUUGUGCUCUACUGUUGUACAAUAAUACGCUUUUCUUUUUCAAUAAAAUUUUUGAAAUAUUUACCGCUUUUCCACUGCAUUGCAGAUAUAUUUUGGUCUGUUGUUGAAAAUAAAGGCGAACAUAGGAGACCUUUGGGGUUAUGUCGAUGGAUAGAAAAUAGUAGGUAAUGUGUGUAUUUAGGCGAAAAGUAGACAAUUAAGCGCAUAAGUAGGCAAUUCGGCGGAUAUUUAGGCGAAAAUGCGACAAUUUAGCGGAUAUUUAGGCGAAAAUGCGACAAUUCAGCGGAUAUUUAGGCGAUAAGUCCGUAAUUUGUCGACAAAAAGGCGAAAAAGGGGAAAAUCCGCAUUAUUUCCCCCGGACAGGCGAAAAAGGCGACAUUCUGGCGCGUUUUCCCCUAUAUUUCCCCUUUCGCUACCAUAGCAUUUACUCUUUAUUUCCCCUUUUUGUGUUGUUUGGGUCCCAUUUCGUACAUUAUCCGGGACGAUCCUACAUUGAAGAUAUGCAUUGUGACGGCUUUUUCGAAAUGUACAUGCUCAACGAAACAUCUCGAAGGUUUAUGGGGUUUCAUAGUUAAAGUACCAGCAAGAUGAGAGACCCCACAAAUCACUUACGGUUGGACAGAUCGAAGUAGGAGACGAGUUGUUUGAGCCCUAAGCAACCAAUAAAGUGGAACAAGGGGGAAAUAAAGCGGACAAAAGAGUAAAUAAAAUGGAAAACUUAAUUUUUCCCCUUCACAUCGUGUAUUUGGGGGAAAUCUGUAGACAAAUAUAUGGGCAACGCAGCAGGGGUAUCGGUAACUGACGGAGGCCACUGAGCACUUGAAGGUCAGGCCGCCACAAAACGAUCGUUAACGAUCCCAAAGGUCUCCUAUGUUCGCCUUUAUUUUCAACAACAGACCAAAAUAUAUCUGCAAUGCAGUGGAAAAGCGGUAAAUAUUUCAAAAAUUUUAUUGAAAAAGAAAAGCGUAUUAUUGUACAACAGUAGAGCACAAGCUGAAGCAUCGAUUGUUAUGCAUAUCCAAUGCAAUUGCUAAUACAUUGUUAUUUGAAAUUAUC